UAAAACACAUGUUGCUGCUCUUUGGCUGUGUGGUGGUUUGGCAGCUCUGGAGGAAAAGACACUGAUAGGGGACUUAACAGGCAGGGGACUUGAUCACUUGACAAACAAGACAUUAAAAAAGAAAGACGGGAACACACAAGCUAAUAAAAAGGCGUGCUCUGUGGCAGCAGGAGCAGCAGCAGUGGGAGAGACUUAAGAACAGACUUAUACUAGCUUCUCAUAGCUUCUCCAGAAUUAGCCCACAUCUUAGAGGAAGGAACUGUGUGGCUGCUUUUGCACCUCAGGGCCUUUUUACACGGACAAACCACAGUAAGAUCUGGAGAACCGAGGACUGAUAGAAGGGAACUUUCACAUACAUAUAUUGUAACCACUGAACUCAACAUUAAAGGGAAGCCACAAGUCAGAUGCUUUUUUUUCAGGAGGUGGGAAUAUAAAGAAGGAAUUUGCUCAGAUCGGAAACAUCUCUCAGGCCUUCAAUCCAUUGUGACAUAAGAGAGUGUGCUGGUCAGAGGUCCUCAAGAGACUUUUUCUGAGGUAAUUCUCAGCUUCAGACGUCUAGUAGCCUCCUUAUUUAACUGGACACCUCAGGUUGUGCAUCAAAGCUUCUGCAGUAAGAAGUGCAUGUUUUAAAGCCUCUUUAACCUCCUCCAUUUGGCUCGUGGGCGUCUGGGUUGCUGUGACAGGUUACGUCUGGUUUAGACACACACACAUACACACACUCUUUACUGUGCAGCUGGAAGAUCAAGAGUUUUUGUGUUGCACAUACCUGCACUGACUGAGUGUGUGUGGUCUGAAGGACUCAGCUGGUCUGUUGGGAGUCAGAGAGGCGGCCAGCUCUAAGUGCUUUCUGCCAGAAGGAAAAAGGAGGCAAGUUCAUACUGCUGAGUGCCUCUCAGAGACGGCGAGCAGAGCCAAGGACUAAUGAUGAAGAUGAGACGGACUCUGUGCAGAAUCUCCUGCUUGGUGACUCUGCUGGUGGAGCUGAGCUGGAUCAGCGUGGGACACGGCAUGCACAGAGAGGGAGGAAGUAAGGUGGUGAAGCAGUGGGAGAGGAAGGUACGGUCAGCCUCCAGCCUGGAUGAGUUGCUGAGACUCGCAGACUUUCCUGACUGGAAGUUGUGGAAGUGUCGCCUGCGCCUGCAGCAGCCGGAGACCCUCUCUUCACCUCCACCUUCAGUGGGCUCACACCGCUCUACGCGCUACGCUGCCGAAUCGUACAGCCUGGAGAUACUUAAAGCCAUAGAUGAAGAGUGGCAGCGGACUCAGUGCAUGCCGAGGGAGACGUGUGUCGACGUGGCCAAGGAGCUGGGCACCGACCCCUCCAUGUUCUUCAAACCUCCUUGUGUCUCCGUCCACAGGUGCAGUGGCUGCUGCAAUCAAGAAGGUGUCACCUGCAGAAACACAACUACUGUAUUUGUGAAUAAAACGGUCCUCAGUGUCAUUCCCUUCAAGUUUGUACCAGAGCCGGUGCUAUUAAAAGUAGCCAAUCAUACAGAGUGCCGGUGCAUGGAGCCCGCCAUAAUACGACGUAACGCUCAACCUCACAGUAGCAGUGGCUGCUCUCCGAUGGGCCAGCUGUCAGAGGCAGAGGACUCCAGGAGACUUUGUGCCAGUGGGUUGAUUUGGGAUUGUUCAAGUGAUAGAUGCAUACCUUACCCCUCCAGUACACCAGAGUUUCCACUCAGUUCAUGGAUGCCCGACUGUGAGAUAGACGUGGAGCGCUGUGACUGUCUUCCUCGAACUGAGCCAACUCUGCAGCCAAGACCGAUCCAACACUGUCAACUCAACUCCUCCAUUUGCGCACACAAGCACCAACGUUUUGAUCAAGCCUCCUGCAGAUGCAAAUGGCCCAAGUAGAAGUCCACCGGGGAAAAACAUUACGACAACCUGCUCGCCAAGGAUGUUUGGAGGCAGAGAAAAAAGGCUCAUAAUUUAUUUACAGUCCUAUUUAUGCCGAUCACUUUAACUAAUUAAGAUGAUAUUAACUCACAUGACCAUGUUAAUUGAUUUUUUAACAUGCUUACCUUUUGUUUCAAUCAAUGUGUCAAGUUUAUGAUUUGUACAUUUGUUCUUUUGUGCACUGAAUAUGUAGUUUAUAUUAAAAGAUUAUUUUUAUAAUUUGAA
Molecule: messenger RNA, 2124 nt
Organism: Sebastes umbrosus (honeycomb rockfish)
Lineage: Eukaryota; Metazoa; Chordata; Actinopteri; Perciformes; Sebastidae
Gene: vegfd
Product: vascular endothelial growth factor D
Exons: 8
Coding region: 922-1857 (311 amino acids)
Biological process (GO): positive regulation of endothelial cell proliferation; positive regulation of angiogenesis; vascular endothelial growth factor signaling pathway
Cellular component (GO): membrane
Molecular function (GO): chemoattractant activity; growth factor activity; vascular endothelial growth factor receptor 3 binding
Source: RefSeq, a predicted model, not a curated record